Messenger RNA from Amoebophrya sp. A120, 962 nucleotides. Lineage: Eukaryota; Dinophyceae; Syndiniales; Amoebophryaceae. The record is from the annotation of a GenBank genome assembly.
AGGAAACAACUUCAACUAAAACCCCGCGGCCCUUUUCUGAAGGGAUAAAGGACUCUUCUUCAUCGUUUAUUUCAUUGCGAUCACUAGAUCUAGAAUUCAAGCCAAAUCAAAUCUGUCAAGUUUUUAAAGGCCUUCAUCUCGUCGAACCAAUUGUUUCGCUGUCCUGGUGUACUAAAGUAGAGGGACAACUACAAGACUAAAAUGACGGUGCUCUCGAAGAUGAUGUCCUCGUCGACGACGAACAACCCAAAGCUGCAGCGCCGGACCACAGCGAGUUCCGGUCGUGCCGUUGCACUGGCAACACAACUUCUCCUCGCGUCGUCCUCCAGUACAACUUCGUUCGCCACCGCCGCGAAAGUCGGGAAGAACACGAACAAGAGUCUUCUCCUGUCAACAAACACCAAGAGCAACCUCCGUGGAGGUGGUGGUGCAGCUACUAGUGCAAGCGCCAGCACUCGUCCUGAUGUCGCUCCGCUAUUGCAGAAGAAAAUCAAGACAGCCACCGCGGUCGUGGACGACGAGAUGUUGAAAGAUGCUGAGAAGUCCGCCGAAGCUGCAACUGCUUUUGCGGAAAUCGCUCAGGAGAAGAAGCGCAUGACAACUCUUGAUGCGGACGAUGAUGAUGGUGAUGAUGAUGACGGUGAUGGUUCUGGAUCUGAUGAUGACGAUGGCAACGACGAUGAUGAUGGUGAUUAUGAUGAUGGUAUGGAUUGUAAAAAGGUCUGGGUCUGGAUGGUUGGAACUUGUAAUGCUAACUUUCCAUACCCAGAAAAUCUGUAUUGCAUAACCGACAAAAGUCGCAGCCUCCUUUGUCAUGCAAAAACGCAGUUUCUCAUGCGGAUUGCCUAUGAGAAAGCGUUUUGGAAAGUUGUCAUGCCGGACUGCAUUCGGAAGUGUUUGCAUCAUGCACAUUUUAGCAUCACAAGUUUCCAGACCCAGACACUUUUGCAUUUGAUAGAUGA